Verticillium dahliae VdLs.17 is the source of this 1623-nucleotide messenger RNA. RefSeq names its product polyadenylation factor subunit 2. The transcript has 4 exons. Bases 1 to 1623 code for a protein of 540 amino acids. The record is from RefSeq and is a predicted model, not a curated record. Gene Ontology annotation, molecular function: protein binding. NCBI's taxonomy places the organism in Eukaryota, Fungi, Ascomycota, Sordariomycetes, Glomerellales, Plectosphaerellaceae. Gene Ontology annotation, cellular component: mRNA cleavage and polyadenylation specificity factor complex.
AUGGCCCGUGCCACGACGCGCUUCACUUCCUCUUGUCAUUGGCGACAUAGCGUCAUGGCGUAUGAACCCCGUGGGGAUUACUCCCGUCGAGGAGGUCCCGACGGUGAUGAUCUCCAUCAGCCGAGAGCCGUGAGAGGCCGCCGCCCCGUGACUGACUACGGCGCAACCGUCUCUCAGUGGAUGCGCGACCGCAAUCCCGGCACGGGCUUCUUUUCAAAUGACGAGGCUGAGAAGCCCUCUGCCAGCUACAUCUGCGACUUCCACCCACCAGCAACCACGACGGGUGACCUGCAUGAUGCCCUGCCCGUGAAGCACCUUCAUUCCUCUCUUAACAAGAUUAAGCACCCCGUCAACGUCGUUCGAUGGACGCCCGAGGGCCGUCGCCUGUUGACCGCCUCGAGCAGUGGCGAGUUCACUCUCUGGAACGGCACAGGCUUCAACUUUGAGACCAUUAUGCAGGCGCACGAUUCUGCCAUUCGCACUCUCGCCUACUCGCACAACAACGACUGGCUCCUUUCGGCUGACCACGACGGCAUCGUCAAGUACUGGCAACCAAACUUUAACAAUCUGCAGAGCAUCACGGCGCACAGCGAUCCUAUUCGAGACCUCGCUUUCGCGCCAAACGACUCGAAAUUCGUCACCGCGUGCGACGACUCGUCACUCAAGAUUUUCGACUUUGCCGGCGGUGUUGAGGAAUCUGUGCUCAAGGGCCACGGCUGGGACGCCAAGAGCUGCGACUGGCACCCCUACAAGGGUCUCCUCGUGUCUGGUUCCAAGGACCACUUGGUCAAGCUGUGGGACCCCAGGACAGGCCGCUGCCUGACGACAUUGCACGGUCACAAGAACACCAUCACCAAGACUCUCUUCGAGAAGGUCCAGGGCGACUGCCUCGCCACAUCGGCUCGGGACCAGACCGCCCGCGUCUUCGACCUGCGCAUGAUGCGCGAUGUGUGUCUGCUCAAGGGACAUGAGAAGGACAUCUCGACCCUGACCUGGCACCCCCAGCACGCCAACCUCCUCACAACAGGCGGCCACGACGGCUCGCUCCACCACUACAUCACCGAUCAACCCAACACACCGCCCGGCCAGAAUGCCGGCAUCGCCCCCUACGACACAACAGACCCGUCCGGCACGACUGCCCAGACGAUAUACCCGUCGCACAAGGUUCCCUUUGCCCAUGAUUUUGCCAUUUGGUCACUCGACUGGCAUCCCCUUGGCCACAUCCUCGCAUCCGGCUCCAACGACAGGAUUACCCGCUUCUGGUCCCGCUCCAGGCCAGGUGACACAGACGUCCUCCAGGACAGGUAUCACAUCGGUGAGGCCGCCGCCGAAGCACAGGGAACCUGGGACCGCCGCGGCAUGCGUCGCCAGCGCCAGGAGGAAGAGGAGCAGGAGAUGGAGGACGAAGCCGAGGGUCUCGUCGACCAGAAGAUGCCUCUCAAGCAGCCCGCCGUCCCAGGCUUCCCAAGCCUCCCCGGUCUGCCCGGUCUACCCGGCCUGCCCGGCCUCCCAGGUCUCGCAGGCCUGCCAGGCCUCCCGCAGCCCAACGGCACGCACCCUGUGCCACCGCCCCCCAUGAUCCCCGGCGUCUGCGGCGCUGCCGCGACAGGUGGGCUGUGGUAG